GGAGGCGGAGAGGGGGAGGUGGGAGAUGGAGAGAGAGCUGGAGAGCGCAAAACGGGGGCUGACGCGCCCCUCCUUGGACGAGCCAAACCUGGUAAACCUGAGAAUGGGGAUGAAAGGGACGGAUUUGGAAGACCAAGAUCAAGACCGAGAUAUGGACGAGCACGAAGACGGGGACGCAAACAGGGACGUACGAGCAAUGGGACGGUCUUUGGCUCGGGAGAUGGAGGAUACCCUAGGGCUUGGCACGCUCGGGGUUGGGAUGGAUGGGUUGAGCCUUUUGAUGUUGGGGAAGGGUGGGCCUGGGUCUGUUUCUGCUGCUGCUGCUGCUGCUGCUGGUGGUGGUGGUGGUGGUACGCUCCCCCUGCCGGCGGGGGCGGCUUACCCGGCUAGUGCGUAUCCGUAUCCCUACCCAUACGAUGGCUACCACCCGGAAGAGCGGACGUCUGGGCCGUCGGUCCCCGCCUACCCUCCUGUCAGUAGCGCCGCGCACUCUGCUCACCCCGCCCACUCUGCUCACCCCGCCCACUCCGCCCACCCCCACCGCCCGCCCCCACCCCCUCCCCAACCCCCAAAACACACCAUCAUCCCCUGGUCCUCCUGGGCCUCCCAAACCCGGCUGAUCCAAGAACGUCACCCUGUCUCGCACGUCUGCUACGUCGCCGGGUACAGAUACGUAACCUACGACCGGGUCCCUGCCGCUCUCGGCCCGCAUGUCGGAGCGUGCGUUGUCAGAGUACUAGACUUCAACCCCGUCGCGCUGCGUAAAGAGCUACUCGAAGGCGUCGACCCCCUAGAAGACGCCCCUACCGGUGUCGUCCGCCGGGUAGUGACAGUCCCGAGCGGGGAAGUGACGCUCUUCGCUAACGGCGACCAGAAAGUGGAAACCCAAUUACCGUAUGCGGAAUGUGUGGCUCAAGUCGUAUUUCCGGAUGCGGUGGGCGUGCUUUUGGAUAUGGAACGGAUAAUUGUUUUGCGCAGAGCGGGGGGGAGGCAGGUGCUUGAUGUGCUCGCUUUCUGAGUGCGUGAGGGGAGGGAAGGAUUGUGCGAGCAGCGAAAGGCGGUUGGGGGAGGAAGAGAACUCCCGAGCGGGAAGCGGGGGAAGCGGGCGCUGUCCUUAACCUAUGUAACUCCUUUCCCAAUUCCCUCCAUCCCCCGAAGCGGGGGGAAGCGGGCGCUGUCCUUAACCUAUGUAACUCCUUUCCCAAUCUCCGUGCGUCAUUCUCAAGCAGACGGUAUGUCGCCAAUUCCG
Messenger RNA from Dacryopinax primogenitus, 1249 nucleotides. RefSeq lists its product as uncharacterized. Bases 260 to 1018 code for a protein of 252 amino acids. The transcript has a single exon. The record is from RefSeq and is a predicted model, not a curated record. Lineage: Eukaryota; Fungi; Basidiomycota; Dacrymycetes; Dacrymycetales; Dacrymycetaceae.